AUUCGAUAGUAACUGUGGAUGAAAAGAAGACAGAUAGGCAACGAUUUGCCAUUUUAGUAGAUUUUGUUGGUCAUGUUUGGUUAAUCAAUCGUAAGGAAGACGAUGUUGGUGUUUUUUUCUGUUUCGUUGUAUUUCAGGUGACAGCAAACGCAGUGAACAGCUCUAAUCUAACUGUGGCUCAUAUUCUAUUCAAUGGCCACUCAGAUAUUGUGCUGGCUGAGCAUGCUGGUCUUACUGACAGCACAAGCUAGUGGCAAAAAUAUCACCAUUGAUAAAUCACCUAUCGUCCAAUCAACAGUAGAAUGGUCAGGAUUCAACGUUCAACUCAUGCUGCACAUAAACCGUUGCCAGCUGGAAGUGACUUGUUCCGACAAGCCCGACUUUCAACUUCUUGAAAACCUCCAAAAUCUACCCAGCUUCAAGUUUGAAGAGCUGGCUUAUCAAAACUGCCCACUCCCGGUAGGCAAUCAGUCGCUCGUGGAUCUGCUCUCGGCCCUUCUCGAUCCCACCGAACUUUCCUCCAUCCGCAGGCUAUUCUUCGUCGACAAUGCGAAGCUUUCGAACCAUGUUACGCUCGGUCCGCAUUUAUUUGCCGAUCUGCCCGCACUGCAGGUGCUGUCGAUGAAAAAUUCUUCCCGCAUGCCGCUCGACAAUCCGGAACUGUUCAAGUACCUGCGCAGCGUAACGUGGCUCGAUCUGCGAGAAGGCGACGGUGGCAGUCGCAACUCAAAAAUGUUGCUACACACACUGACUCAGUUGACCACGCUCGAGUUGACGGAAAAUGAGCUCAUCACACUACCAACUGAGCUGAUCACCGAUUUGCCCAGCCUCGGAUCACUAACGUUGUACCAUAAUAAGUUGGAGCGUAUCGAACAGUUUGCUGACCUCCCGAAUCUCACUUCACUUGAUCUAACGUAUAACGAGCUGGAUACCCUGCAAGAGGACGUGUUCGAUAAGCUGCCGAACCUUACACAACUGUUCCUUAAUUCGAACAAGCUCACAAGCCUACCUUCCGGGCUGCUCAAGCGUAACACCAAGCUUACGGUGUUUCGGGCAGACAAUCAGCGUGGCUCUGGACUUGUACUGGGAGAUGAACUGUUCGCAGGACUAACGAUGCUUGAGGACGUCUCUGUAUCAAACUGUAAAUUGACAACACUGUCGGCAGGACUCUUUACCGCGGCUAGCAAGUUAACCAAACUCAACCUCAGCGACAACAAGCUUCAAAGCCUCCCGGAAAAUUUAUUGCGUCAUUCGUCCAACUUGAAGGAGCUCUAUUUACAGAACAACGAGUUAAUGAACAAGUUGCCAGACACCCUGCUGCAGAGUGCCACUCAGCUACGCAUUCUCAACCUUGGUCAUAACAAACUAACAACAUUGAGCAAAUAUCUACUGGAUUCUAAAAACUCUUUGGAGGAGUUGCAUCUUGAAUAUAACCAGCUCUAUAUGAUCGAUAGGGAUGCGUUCAUAUCUCAGGCACAGUCACUAAAAAUGCUCAAUCUUAGCCACAACCAAGUGGCACUGCAUGAAAAUGGUACAGAUGUAUUUUACCUCGACGGUAAAACAUAUUAUAUAUCGCGGACUCCGUUCUACAUCCUGGCUCGAUUGACUGUCUUGGAUCUUUCGUACAACGCAAUCGUCAAAAUAUUUAAAGACUUCAAAGGCUUCAUGGGAAGCCUUCGAUCACUCGACCUGUCACACAACUUAAUAACAAAUGUUAGCUAUGCAAACUUCCCAUUUCUAUCACCGAAUAUUGAACAAGUUAAUUUGCAAUCAAACCAGAUUACUCAAUACGACCUCCGCAACAACCCAAUUUAUCCUACUUGCAUGCCCUGCAAUAUUCUUCUAGCUGAUAAUCUUCUCAAAAUGGAUGACUUUGUAUAUAAGAGUGGCAGGUGCGCUCAUGACAAUGAUCCAUGAUAUUAGUAUGUAGCUUCUUAUAAAUAUUACCAAUGUUUAUCCAGCACAGUGUAGAUCUUGCAUUUCUGUUGAACAAUGAAACGGAAAGGAAAACAGAAAGAAAUAAAACUAAAUCAUACAACUUA
Molecule: messenger RNA, 2042 nt
Organism: Anopheles gambiae (African malaria mosquito)
Lineage: Eukaryota; Metazoa; Arthropoda; Insecta; Diptera; Culicidae
Product: protein toll
Exons: 3
Coding region: 193-1917 (574 amino acids)
Molecular function (GO): protein binding
Source: RefSeq, a predicted model, not a curated record